Messenger RNA from Erpetoichthys calabaricus (reedfish), 6180 nucleotides. RefSeq names its product ganglioside GM2 activator (gene gm2a). Bases 248 to 853 code for a protein of 201 amino acids. Gene Ontology annotation, biological process: lipid transport; ganglioside catabolic process. The transcript is spliced from 4 exons. The record is from RefSeq and is a predicted model, not a curated record. Gene Ontology annotation, molecular function: lipid carrier activity; enzyme activator activity. Gene Ontology annotation, cellular component: cytoplasmic side of plasma membrane. Lineage: Eukaryota; Metazoa; Chordata; Cladistia; Polypteriformes; Polypteridae.
UAGGAUCGCUUUCAUAACACAAAACAAUAUCUGCUGUUCAGCCCAUGAGUGUUGUUAUUACAAAAAAGGAAGUAAUUUACAAUAGAAACUGUCACAGCUGAACUUCGCUUUUGAACAUCGCAGACCAGAUGAUCACGUUCAUGCUGCAUACAAUCCUGGCGAGCUGACAUUCUGACGAGCGCUAAGAUUUGCUGAAUGGUUUUGCUUCACUCUUCCGUGUUGCGGAUUAAAGUACUGCAGUGAUCGAAUGAUCUCAAUGAAAAUGGCAAUAGUCUCACACGUUUACUUGUUAUGUAUAUUUAUUGUAGCGGGCACAGCCGACGAUUUCAUUUUUCGAAAAGUUCACUUAAAUUCUGCAAAGGCUGUCGGCUUUUCGUGGUCAAACUGUGGCGGAGACAAAGACCCGGCUGUCAUGAAUACGAUGUCCUUGUCACCGGACCCCAUCGUUAUUCCGGGUGACUUGAAGGCAAGCGCCGCUGGCAGCACUGCUGUGGCGCUCAGCUCGCCGCUCUCUGUUAAUGUUACUCUUCACAAAGAGGUUGCUGGAUUUUGGGUGAAGGUGCCUUGUGUGGAACAGAUUGGUAGCUGUGACUACGAAGAUGUCUGCCAGCUUCUUGACACCCUGAUACCGCCUGGACAGGACUGUCCUGAACCACUUCAUACCUAUGGUAUUCCUUGCCAUUGCCCAUUCAAAUCGGGGGACUAUACCUUACCGGAAGCAAACUUCUAUCUUCCUCAGGUUGAUCUUCCUUACUGGUUAACAAAUGGAAAUUAUGAAAUCGUAGGAGUCCUUGGCAACAACGGACAACAGUUGGGCUGCCUUAAAGUCACCCUGUCCAUUCACACUGCCUAAUGGAUUACAAUUUAGGCAGUACUAAAGAUCAGAACAUUUUCUCUCUACAUUCUGUUUUUUAUGUCAAAACCUUUUAAAUACAAUUUGGUAACUUUUAAAAUCUUACCACCAGCAUGGGCUGCUAAAGCAGCACUUUAUCUUGGCUAAUAAGAUUUCAUUUUAAAAUAUACAAAUAAUAAUUACUGUAGUUAAAUCAUUGAUCACAAUGAGAAAAAUACACAUUGGGUUGAGCUCUUCGCUUUUUCUACUCUAAAUUUUCUGAUUGUUUGACAGUUAUGUGCAAAGUGAACAAGCAAUAUAAAACAUUUAAGAAAUCGGCACACAAUGCUUAGUCCUACAGUUAGGCCCAACGCCAGCUAGCCUGACAAAACCAUACAUAGUUACUGUCAAUAUAGUGAGUGCAACUGUACACAUCCAGGAGGACAGCUGAGAAGUAGAAAGCCUAAGCAGUCUCAAGAUGUGUUGUAAAGAGGUGAAUUUGUAAGAGGUGCCUGAACAUCUUUAGACUUGGUGUAGCUAAGAUGGUCAUGCGAAGAACAUUCAACUGCUUGGGAGCAACGAUUGAGAAACAUUAUACAUUUCUUUACAUUAAAAAGGUGAGUAAGGGAAGAAAGACACAAAAUCUAACAUGACGUAAAGGGUGAACAAUUGUGUGCAUUUACAACUUUAGACUGCAGUCUAAACUUUGAAAGUUCACAACCUUUUCCCAUUGGGUCUAAAACUAGCAUGUAUAGAUGUAGGUAGAAUUAUAAAUAUUCAGCAUCACUCUCCCUACAAAUAGUUCUUAAAAAUAAGGCCAUUUGUAAUGGGUGUGGUAGCAGCAUGUCCUUGAUGAGGACAUACGAGGGACGUUCAGAAAGUUUCCACACUCUUUUUUAACUCUAUUUAUUAAGAAUUUCAAAAACAAAUUACAUCACUUUUCUACAUAUUCACCUUCAUUUGCGAUGCAAUUUUCCCAACAUCGUACCAACUUUUUAGUGCUCAAUUACUACUCCUCCCGCCUUCACAGUUUCCAACAAAAAUAUAAAAGUGUGGAAAGUUUUUGAACGUUCCUCAUAUAAAUAAGUAUGUUUUAUUUAUGAGCCCAAGUAAUAAUUAAAAGCUGUUAAAGAUAAAGUAGCUGCUCAGUUUUGGCAGGGAGUUUAGAAAAAGAAUGAUCUGUCUCAUAAUAAGACUUUAUUCUCAAUACACUCACAAAAUCAAAUGAUGAAAUGAAUCCAGUUAUGUGACAAAAGGUUCAUUGUAAGUAACUUGAGUAAUUUGAAAAGAAUGAACAUUAUUGACUGAUUAGUUUAGCAUUAGCCAAAGUAGUCAGUUUGACUGCAAUGUAAUAUACUGGAUUUUAAUAAAUAUUUUAAUUUAAUAUUCCUGAAUUACAUUGUUUUCUUACACUAAAUUCCUGCACAUUAUCAAGUUAAACUUUAAAAAAUUAUUAUUCUGUUUGUUUAUGUAAACCUAACAUAAAUUAAAUUAACACACUGUUUUUAAUACCGUGUAUAAUUCCUAUUUGUACAUUUUUUUUCUGUGAAUGACUUCUAAAAUAUGAUUUGUCAAGUGUUAAUUCAUUUUCCUAUGAAAGUGCUAUUGUUAUAUAGGGUGUCCAUCAAAUUUGCCAAUUUAUCUGUAGGGAUUCGGCAAAGAGGCUGAGAGGGAGAGUCUGUUGCUGUGUAAUGCAGGCCGCUUAUUCACUUGUGGGGUUGGGGGUGGAUGAUUCCUUUUAGCCCAAAUGAAACAGUUGCUUCUUCAAACUCAGAAGCCCUGGUUAGCUUCUCAGUGUGAGAAUGUGAAGUGGAGAAGGACAAGGUGUUGAGUGAUUCCUCACCGAAUCAUUAUUGAAUAAAACAUCCUAGAGCUGCUUCGGCAAAUGAACAAACCUCAUGGUAUUCCUAAAAUGUAAAUUUAUACACAUAAUCUUUAAAUAUUUUCUUCCAGAUCUGUACAGGUGUGGGGAUCCUAAGAACCUUUGCAACAUUUUGACAUGAGGGGUAUUCUUUCCUACAAAUCAUAAACUUUAUGCAGAUUUAGAAUUUUUUACCAAGAAAAUAGCCUAUGAUAUGUUUUUGAAAAAUAACCUCAUAAACACCAUUCCACCCAAAUCUUUUUAUAACUUCAGUGAAAAGUGUUAAGAAAUAAUUAAACUGGGACUGGGAAGCCCUCAACCUUUCAGUGCUGGGGUGUGUCAUUCUGAAGUUUGUAGUGCAUGUGUCAUGAUUGCAAUUGUUAAAACUAAAGUUGUGUUCACUUUGAGUUAGGUAAACUUAAUGUUGUCGCGGAAUAGUCACCAAAUCAUUUUUUGAGUAUAAAACAUUUAUUUUGAAUAAAAUCAACUUAAGACAGUUGGAUAAUCGUAACAAUCAUGAGAAAUACAUUAUAUGUCUCCAGUUAAAGUAACGAAAUCCGUUGACCUUGCUACAACAUAAAGAUUACAGACAAUGACUUAUGUCAAGCUGAGCUAGCAAUAGAUAUGUAGAUAAAGCAAAUCAUUUUCAAUUAAGUUAACUUGAAGUACCUGCAAAAAGAUUGAGAGCUAAUGUUUUCAGUUCACAAUAGAAGCAACAGACUUCAGUAAACACGCAGGAGAAGAAGAAGAAUUGUAAUCAAGGCAGGUGUUCAGUAAGAGAGAGGGAUCUGCUUCUGAGCCCACCAUAAGGCUGUACAUGUUUAAGAGUAGUGCACCCCUGUCUUAACAGUAUCCAGUACCAAAUGCACUUACUGAAACUGUUCAAGUAAACGGGGAAACAAAAAAUGUCUAUUAAAUGAAAUUGCAAUUUUAAAUUUUUAAAAGGAGAAAAUGGCUCUUGCAUUUCUAAAAGGUCUAAAGUAUAGUGUUUAUUUUUCUAGUAAGUAAGUUGGUUCCUUAGAAUUCCUGUGAUGGGCUGGUUUCUCAUCCAGGCUUGGGUUUGGCUUUGUGCCUGAUGAUUCUGGGAUAGGCUUCAGCUUAUAUGAAUUCAGGUUUAAGAAAUAGAUGGGCAGGGAGACUGAUGGACUUCCUAGGAGUUUCUUAAUGGAACAGCUAAGGAAAGAGAAGGGAAAUAGUAACGGGAAGGCAGUUUACAUUUAAUCCAUUGAUGUUAGAGCAAAAUAUUUAGCAACAGAAAUGCAGUUUCUCUGUCGCCAGUUUAUACAAAGUUGUAAGGUUUUCCUUCGUUCUUUGCGUUGUUUAGCAUUGAUUAGUUGUAAUCUUAAAGUGAGAUUUCUUAUUUAAAUCAGAUGACUUAGAAUUUCUGCCUUUCACUUACAAUCUUUCCAUCAAUAAACAUAUUUCUGUAAUUUGAGUUACUGAAAAAACUAAAUGUAAUAUCGUCCAGUAUUAUGAUUUUAUAUAGCAUCCUGGGAUGGUGCAUGCUUUUAUUAGCACUAUACUAAUUCUUUGCUUAAAUGCACUGUUACAGAUCUGUUUUAAAAAUACAAACUUUUUAAAAGUAAUAUAAUGAAAUUAUGGGAAGCAUGGAUUUGGGUUUGAUUUGUGUUCAUAUUCUCUUUGUGUCUGCGCUGAUGUCCUCAUUCUGGUUAGAUUGAUUGUUUCCGUGUGACUGAGCAUAUGUAGGUGUGUGUGUUUGAAGUGCUUGAUUCCUGCCUUGUGACUAAUCUUGCUGGGAUUGACUUCAGUUCCUUGCAAACCUAUACUGGAAAAAGGAAUGUUCUAGAAAUGAAUGGAUGAUUAAUGUAAAUGCUAUUGUCUUUAGAGUUUUUGGAGUUAAAGAGCAAACCCUGUAAUGGGUCACUGGGUCUUCCAUUAAAGAAUUAAAUGUAUCAUCGAACAAAGUUUAUCUUAAAAGUUUGAAAUAUUUUGAUAUUAAUUCCUGUUUAAAGGAUUCUUUGAGAAUUUUAAUACAAAUAAAUAAGAAAAGCAUGACUUGUAAAUUCAUAUUUCUUUAUUCUAUUACAAAUUUUUUAAAAGAUCAUUUUUAUGUUAUGAUUUAAGUCUUAUAAAUUCUAAUAUGCUUUUUAUAAAUAUUGGCAUGAUAUGAAAAUAAGUUGAAAAACAUAUUUGCUAUGAAUACAUUAAAGUUAAUAAUUUGCAAGAUAAGGUACAAUUACUGUAUACAGUAUAUCGAACUAUGUUAGGUUGUGCAAUACAUAAGUUUAAGCAUUGUAAAAUUCAUUUUAAAGCUGUUGGAACAUAUCCUGACAGUUAAAUGCCUUUUAAAGUAUGAAUAAUGCAGUUAUGCGAACUUUUUCGGAAGCAAUAUGUCUUUUGACCCCCCACUGUAUGAUAUGCCCUGUCACAGCAUUUUCUUUGCACCCUUUCUCUGUAUAUCAACUGAUAACUCAUUCCAAGAGUGGACCAGCGCAACCCUCCAAACUGUGUCAUGCUCUAAAAAUUCAGCCAUUCAACAACAGAGCCCCUGACUUCUUAUCUGCAGCUGGCUCCCAGAUCAAGGUGGGGAAAUGCUGGUGUCACAGUAAGCCCAUUUUAGUGGUAUGACAUCAUAAUCCUAAAUUCUACCCUUCAACUAAUCUACUACCUCAGAUAUACUUGCCAAACAGAAUUUGGAGUUCUUAGCCUUACUGAACACCCCAUUAACCAUCUGGAUCACUUUCCAGUCAUGGCAUUUUCCACUCAACACACUUUUAAGUACGUCUGAGCCUCCUUGAGAAAGGCUAGUCUGUGAUUAGCAACAUGCAGGUGUUUGGCUGUCCACAUCCUUGUCACUUCUUUAGCUACCUGAGAUCUCAGAGCGCACCUGCCAGCCUUAUUUCAGUGGUAAAUCUGAUUUUGUCAGGUUUCUCUUGUUCUUGGAACUCACAUCAAAGUUAAUAUUCUGACAUCAUAAAGCAGGGACUUUAUGCAAAAAGGCACACCAUUUCACAACCUUUAAUAAUGAUCUAAAAAAUUCUGCUUACCUAAGAAAUGAUGACAGAUUUGUUUUCUAAUAGACAGGAGUGUUUUGCACACAUUUUCAUAGGUGACAAAGGAAGAGUUUUGGUUUUUGUCCUCAUCCCUUUGAUGGGACACCUUGAUUGUCUUUUCAUGCAGCCCUGCUUUAUUGUCUUCAGAUGUUAAAAAUAAAACUGGGUAGCUAAAGUUAAAUAGGUGUCCUGGAACAACAACUUUGAUGUUGUUCCAGCAACAACAGAAAUCUGACAAAAACUGUGUCUGCCCAUGUCAAUACACAGACUCACAUAUUCAGUAAAAUCAAAAGAGAUGUUUUGUACAUUCCUGAAUGAAGUGCAUUCUAAACAGAUGGUCAAUUUCAAAUCUUGAUUGUUUUUUUAUAAUAUAAUUUUUGCAAGCUAUUAAAAUUUAUACUGUCUUUUGCAAUCUAUGUCUUGUAAAUUUCUUUUCCUCAUUUCUCUUACAAUAAAAAUGAUUUUGCAAAUUA